GACCUGUUUGUAGAAAUGGGCCUGGAUUCCCCUGAGGCAGAGAAGACUCCAUUGGACACCAGAGGGAGGCCGCUGGGUGACAGAAGGAUCACCUCAAGACCUCCUCACUCAUCUUUUCAUGGUAUUGGAGGGGAAGCUGCAGCUGUGGAAACAGAUCAGGGUCCUCUGUGCUUUGAAGAUGUCGCUGUGUAUUUCACAGAGGAGGAGUGGGCAUUGCUGGAUCCUGACCAGAGAGCUCUGCAUAAGGAAGUCAUGGAGGAGAAUCGUAGGAUUGUGGACUCUCUCAAUGGUGAUGGAUUGGAAAUCAUCAGCAAUGGAGACCAUUACAAAACUGACAGAGGAGAGACCUCCUAUUUGACAUCCCAUCAAAUAAAUCCAAUUGGGAAGAAUCACUAUCAGUGCUUGGAAUGUGGAAAGACUUUUAGUCGGAAGGAUAGUCUCACAUCCCAUCAAAGAACCCACAGUGGGGAAAAACCCCAUCAAUGCUUGGAAUGUGGAAAUAGCUUCAGUCAGAGGUGCAAUCUGGUGUCGCAUCAGAAAAUUCAUACAAGGGAGAAACCGUAUCAGUGCUUGGAAUGUGGAAAGAGCUUCAGUCACAGCUUCAAUCUCACUUCCCAUCAAAGAACUCACAGUGGGGAAAAACCAUAUCAGUGCUUGGAAUGUGGGAAGAGUUUCCGUUUCAGCGGCUCACUCACUCUCCAUCAAAGAAUACAUACAGGAGAAAAACCGUAUCAGUGCCUGGAAUGUGGAAAGAGCUUCAGGCAAAGUUCUAACCUCAUGGCCCAUCAAAGAAUUCAUACAAGGGAGAAACCAUAUCAGUGCUUGGAAUGUGGAAAGAGCUUCUGUCAAAGGGCUAAACUCACAUCACAUCAAAUAAUUCAUAAAGGGGAGAAACCAUAUCAGUGCUUGGAAUGUGAAAAGAGCUUCAGUCGGAGAUCCCAUCUCACUUCCCAUCAGAAAAUUCAUACAAGUAAGAAACCCUAUCAGUGCUUGGAUUGUGAAAAGAGCUUCUGUCAAAGGGCUAAGCUCACUUCUCAUCAAAGAAUUCAUACAGGGGAGAAACCAUAUGAAUGCUUGGAAUGUGGAAAGAGAUUCACCCAUAAGGAAAGCCUUGCAUCCCAUCUAAGAAUUCAUACAGGGGAGAAACCAUAUGAAUGCUUGGAAUGUGGAAAGAGAUUCACCCAUAAGGAAAGUCUCACUUCCCAUCUAAGAAUUCACACAGGGGAGAAACCAUAUCAGUGCUUGGAGUGUGGUAAGAGAUUCACCUAUAAGAACAGUCUCACUUCCCAUCAAAGAAUUCAUACAGGGGAGAAACCUUAUCAGUGCUUUGAAUGUGGAAAGAACUUCAGUCAGAAGGCCAAGCUCACAGCUCAUCUAAGUGUUCAUACAGGGGAGAAACCAUAUAAGUGCUCUGAAUGUGGAAAAGGCUUCAAUCGCAGCUCCAAUCUCAGUUGCCAUCUAAGAAUUCACAGCGGGGAGAAACCCCAUAAGUGCUUAGAAUGUGGAAAGAGCUUCAGUCACAGCAGCUCUCUCUUUUUCCAUCAAAGAAUUCAUACAGGGGAGAAACCAUACCCAUGCCUGGAAUGUGGAAAAUGCUUCACUAGGAAGGAACGUCUCACUUCCCAUCAAAUAACUCACAGCGGGGAGAAACCCCAUAAAUGCCUGGAAUGUGGAAAGGGCUUCAUUCAGAAGGCUAAGCUCACAGCCCAUCAAAGAAUUCAUACAGGAGAGAAACCUUAUGAAUGCUUGGAAUGUGGAAAGAGCUUUGGUCAAAGGGCUAAGCUCACAGCUCACCAAAUAAUUCAUACAGGAGAGAAACUACAUCAGUGCUUGGAAUGUGGGAAGAGCUUUAUUCAGAAAGCUAAGCUCAUGGCUCAUCAAAGAAUUCAUACAGGAGAGAAACCUUAUGAAUGCUUGGAAUGUGGAAAGAGCUUCAGUCAGAAAUCUAAGCUCACAACCCAUCAAAGGAUUCAUACAGGAGAGACACCACAUCAGUGCUUGGAAUGUGGGAAGAGCUUUAUUUGGAGGGCUACACUCACUUCCCAUCAAAGAAUACAUACAGGGGAGAAACCAUAUCAGUGCUUGGAGUGUGGAAAUUGCUUCAGUAGGAAGGAACAUCUUAUUUCCCAUCAAAGAAUUCAUAGUGAGGAGAGACCAUAUCAGUGCUUGGAAUGUGGAAAGAGCUUCAAAUGGAAAAAAAGUCUCAGUUUCCAUCAAGGAACUCACAGCAAGGAGAAUCAUAGUAUUUGAACAUGGCUAUCACAUAUCCUUUGAAUUUCCAGGCUAAACAUAUGCAAAUCCCUCAAA
This is a messenger RNA of Lacerta agilis (Sand lizard), 2307 nucleotides long. Its product is annotated as zinc finger protein 420-like. Bases 16 to 2250 code for a protein of 744 amino acids. The record is from RefSeq and is a predicted model, not a curated record. Lineage: Eukaryota; Metazoa; Chordata; Lepidosauria; Squamata; Lacertidae. The transcript is spliced from 4 exons. Gene Ontology annotation, biological process: regulation of DNA-templated transcription.